AUGAAAGACCUCAAGAAAGACCCAGACAUAGCCAAGGUCACAGCUGACAAGAGACGUGCCAUGGUCAUCCUUGACAAGUCUGAGUUCCACUCCCUGGUCAACAAGAUGCUCACCGACCCCACCACCUACAGAAAACUCAAGAAGGAUCCCACCAGCACACUCCAACGUCAGCACAAGUCCACAUUGAAACGCAUGAAAGACACCUUUGAGAUUACCGCCCAACCAUAUUAUGAACUUUCUGUCUCGCAUCCACAGCACCCCUAUGCCCGCGCCACCAUCAAGAGUCAUAAAGACCUCAUCAAGGCAAGACUACUUGUAUGUUCAAGGGACACAGUCUUUUACAACACCACUCAGUACCUCGCCGAAAUACUCUCCCCUCUUGGUAAAACAGCGAAAUCCUACAUCACAGACUCCACAGACUUCUGCCAAACGAUAAGCAGCAUUACUGAACCCGACCAGAUUAUCAGCUACGAUGUUGUUGACCUCUUUACAAACUUCCCACCUACGAAGCCCUACAAAUCCUCCGUCAGCGCAUCUCCAACCUGGAUCGACCUUUCCAUAGACUCCAUCAUCAGCCUCACUAAAUCAUGCAUAACAUCCACCUACUUCACCUGGGGAGACAACAUUUUCGAACAGAUCCAUGGUCUCCCUUUUUCACCCAUUCGUACUGAAAUCUACAUGACCCAUUUUGAAGAAGAAACCCUGGCCUCCUUCCCCAUCCAGCCUGUGUGCUUGUAUCGGAAGGUGGAUGACACCUUUGUCAUCCUCGGAAAAGACCAACAUCCCACCUCACUACACCAGCACCUCAAUACCCAACAUCCCCGAAUCAAGUUCACUAUGGAGACAGAGAACGACAACAAACUCCCCUUCCAUAAUGUCCUUGUAUCCAGAGACCCCUGCGACACGAUCCAAACCAAAGUCUACAGAACACCCACCCAUUCCGACCAGUACAUUCAUUUCUACUUUAACCACCCCCCUAAAACAAAGUUCGAUGUCAUCUCGCCAAGAAUAUUUGCUCCAGCAGCGAUGACCUAG
Haliotis rubra (blacklip abalone) is the source of this 1035-nucleotide messenger RNA. RefSeq lists its product as uncharacterized. Lineage: Eukaryota; Metazoa; Mollusca; Gastropoda; Lepetellida; Haliotidae. Bases 1 to 1035 code for a protein of 344 amino acids. The transcript has a single exon. The record is from RefSeq and is a predicted model, not a curated record.